This is a messenger RNA of Vanrija pseudolonga, 1155 nucleotides long. RefSeq lists its product as uncharacterized. The coding region runs from base 1 to 1155 and encodes 384 amino acids. The record is from RefSeq and is a predicted model, not a curated record. The transcript is spliced from 2 exons. Lineage: Eukaryota; Fungi; Basidiomycota; Tremellomycetes; Trichosporonales; Trichosporonaceae.
AUGCCAUCACGCUUUACCUUACCCCUACCCCAGCCUCUGCCCCGCCCAGUUCGUCGCCGUCGCCCAAUCGUCCCUAGCUCCCUUCCGCCUGAUGUCGAGACAACGAACACGGUCAGCGACACUAUGACAGCGGUCCGGGCUCCGAUCGAAGCUGAGGACCCCACUACCCCGCUCACGCCAGAGAGGCAUGCCUACAACAUCCCACACAUCCUCGAGGCCAUUGUCAGCUACACCGACCAUAACACCAGGGUGACGCUCCUCCGUACCCGCAAAGAGCUGCACCGCCUUGCUGCCCCCUACAUCUACCGUCACCUCUCUAUCGGCGAGGACACAGGCCGUUUCUUUGGCAUGUUGAAGGGCAUCAUGGUCGGCGCCCCGUUCCAAGGGAAUGUGCCUUCGCACUAUGUCGAUUGCUGCAGGUUAAUCAACGGCAUGUUUGAUGGCCAGCCGAUUCAUUGUCCCAAGGGUUUGGGGGACCUUCCUUUCAAAGAAGCAGAGCGCCUGGGAUUCGAUGUCACCUUCGGUACCAAGGACAGCCAUUUCGAGCCCUACCGCACCAACUUCAAGCGCCCCCUUCUCGAAUACACCGAGACCCUCACAAUCGGCACCCACCACUCAUGCUCGUGCGCCAUUUUUGCCGAGUACCUCGGCGACCUGUUCCCAAACAUCAAGAUUCUUCGAGUGGCACCGACGAAUCACUCCACCCCACUGCCUGAGCUGUGCUGCCAACGCCGCAUAGCCUGCCCCAAGGCUGACAUCACCCCGUGUCCUCUCCUUACCAAAUUAAAGCCCCACAAGAUCGUUCUACGCAAUGUCGAUGACCGAGGGUUCUGCUUCCCAAACGACUUCCUCUGGGAUGUCAAGGAUGUGGAAGUGGUCAUUUUCCUCCAGGUCAAUGAUGGAGAGUUCUCGAAUCCCAUUCGCCUGUUCCUAUGCCUCACUGCCCACUUCCCUUCUAUUGCAGAAGUCAAGGUUGUGUUCAUGGGCCAGCAUGAGGGGCAGGCAGAUAACGUGGGUCAGCGACAACCGGCCGGCAACCGGCUCGUUGGGGCGGAUGAGGUCAUCGGUGCCCUCAACUCCUUGGCACUAGGCUUCGACGACCCUGAAGCAAUUUAUCGUCGGGCGGGACUGGGGGUCGAGUUGUGCGGGAGGUGA